GAUGCGAGGCAGGAACGUUUCUGUGCGUGCAGGCACGAUAAGGUUCGAGAUCAAGGUGCUGCGACCAGAUGGAACUAGCCGUGUCCGUGAGUGGAAUAACUGUGAGCGGAAUAAAAACCUCUCGAAUGGAGUGAGGUGUUCGGUGUGGAGGGAAUCCACUGGAAAUGGAUGGAGCCAGGGUGCGGGCUGA
Messenger RNA from Pyricularia oryzae 70-15, 190 nucleotides. RefSeq lists its product as uncharacterized. The transcript has 2 exons. The annotation marks the transcript as partial. The record is from RefSeq and is a predicted model, not a curated record. NCBI's taxonomy places the organism in Eukaryota, Fungi, Ascomycota, Sordariomycetes, Magnaporthales, Pyriculariaceae.